AUGGCAGCAACUACCACGGAUCGACUCACGGAGGAACUCCAGGGCCAAACAAUACGGGUUCCCGAAUUGCGGCCCUUCUUUUCUCGGUGGCCCACUAAAAUAAGUCCUUAUUAUGAGCAGCUGAAGGGCAUCAUCGAAAGCAAGAUCGAGAAGUGGAUUCCUAACGAGCAUGUCAACACUAGAUGGUAUCCCCGGUCGUCACUCGGCCGUCUCGAGACCAUGUCUUGGUUUUCAUUGUGGGUCUUCCUCUGGGACGAUGUGAUCGAGGCAACUGGGACAAGCACCGACUCGACGCUAACCACCGACGUCGCAUGGCUCCACGACGAGGCUCUCUCAAGUACGUCGAGUUUCAGCUCGGGCCCAGCUCGGACCCAGCUCGUCGCUGGUGAAGCCCCCAUCCCCGACCGUCUCUUUCAAACCGCCGAGCUCAAGACGCUGUGAUUUGAGCUCAACCGCCACAUAUCCACGUAAGGCUGCAGGCUUUCUUUUCUGCUUCUUUCUAGUCCUGGGCAUCUAACGUCGCAAUUGUAGAAUGAACGACAUUUUCCUUCAAGAAGGAAAUCAUAAGUCUCUGAGCCAUGCCUGUUGCCAUUACUUACUCACUAGCUCCGCAGUGAAAGAGCCUCCAGAGCCUGAUACCGGUCAUUGUCAUGAGACGGUUGCAGACGUGGAUGCCGCC
Messenger RNA from Lasiosphaeria miniovina, 679 nucleotides. RefSeq lists its product as uncharacterized. NCBI's taxonomy places the organism in Eukaryota, Fungi, Ascomycota, Sordariomycetes, Sordariales, Lasiosphaeriaceae. The record is from RefSeq and is a predicted model, not a curated record. Bases 1 to 441 code for a protein of 146 amino acids. The transcript is spliced from 3 exons.